UAUUUUAUUUUGCCUUUCUUGGUCUUUUGAUUUAGCCUCCUUUAAUCUACUUUUUAAUUUGCAUUUUCAAUUGGCUUUAAGAUAAUUUGUAGGGGAGCACCUGAAAACAUUCCUCUGUGUGUGCUCCACCAUGCACUGAACUUCACAAACUGAAUAUCCAAGGCUUCCCCCUAGACAAAAUUUUGGAAACUGAUCAAUGCCCAUAUGACUUGAGAUCUCAACUGGUUUCAGUUCAGGGAGGAAUUUUAUAUAUUGAUAUAAAAAGCUAAGUAUGCCUAUAUUGUUCAUCUCCUUAAAUAUUUGUGAUAUGCACCACUACAUGUAAAGGCAAAUCCUAAUUUUGUUCCUCUAAACGUUGUGUUAAUCUUCUCCAGUCUUGUAUGAAAAUGUGCAGUUACUGACAUCAGAAAUGUCAAUUCCAGGAAAGUGAUGCAAGGGAAAAGUUUCAGUUUCAGUGAGCUGAACGAUACCAAGCCCACACAGCUCACGUGGACCAUCUGCUUGAGAUUUGGGCUUAAGAGAAGUGCUUGAAUGAGGUCUCUCCCUGGAGAGAUGUCCAGAUAAAUGUUGGAGAUAAAUUGAGAUAAAUGUCUCCAACGUUGUACCAUAGAGGAAAAAGUUCUUUAAAUGUAAUUUAUUAAAAUGCCCAUGCAAAGCAUCAAGCAGCAAGGAUCCAGGACUUUCUUCAGGCUAAGAUAGGCACUCACUGUUUCCAGCAUGGAGGCUCAGUCUGAGCAGAAUUAGCUUGGUGUUAGCUGAUCACAAAGAGAGAGAUGCCUUUCUUGGCUUCUUCUAGCAGAAAUAAAUUUCUACCUACUGUAACUUACUGCCAUCUGAUAUGCUGAGUCAUGAAGCUGGGGCUAUAGAAAUCUUUAUGCAAUCUUUAUAAAUCAGCCUCACAUAAUUUCAGGUGCUUUCUGCUUCAUCUCUGUUGAGUCACUCAUUUGACAGUUGUCAUUCAUCUUAGAUUGAGAUGUAAUUUAAUAGUUUCAUUUCAGCAUGAAGAUAGCGUCAUCUAAAGUUGAGCUCAGAAAGAUUUAAAGGUGUAACAGAGGAAAUAUUAAUACUGUAAAUAAUAUCUGUAGAGCUGCAUGUGUUUAUAAAUCACAUAGUGCCAAGUUGGAAGGGCAGCCUAUGUAAAGAAGAAAAAAGCAUCUUCGCUUGUCUUCCCCUGCAGAGUACAGCAGCUCUGCCACCCACACCAGCUCCAGAGGUGAUGGCUGCCGAGUUAUCACCGUGCUCUCACUCGCCCUUAUACCUGCUAGAAUCACCUGCCCACACAGAUAUUGAUCAAGGGGUCUUUACACACAUUGCGGGAUACAAGUGCAAGGUUGCACUAAGAAGACAGCAAGCUCAGGAAGAAGAACUGGGAAUCAGCCACCCUGUGCCCCUGCCCAGUGUCCCUGAGACGUUUGUUAAGAAGAACAGUGGUGGCAGCUCUUGCCUCUCACUGGAAAGCAGCAGCCCAAUGCACUCGACAAGUACAGCCAUGACAGCAGCUAGUACACCACCAGAGGGACGGAUGCUCGUUCAGGACAUCCCUUCCAUCCCCAGCAGAGGGCACUUGGAGAGCACGUCUGAGCUGGUUGUGGACUCCGCCUACUACAGCAGUUUUUACCAGCCGUCCCUGUAUCCUUGUUAUAACAACCUGUACAAUUACUCCCAAUACCAGAUGGCAGUGGCCAGCGAGCCUUCCUCAAGUGAGACGGGGGGUACAAUUGUAGGGUCGGCCAUGAAGAACAGCCUUCGAAGUCUCCCAGCAACAUACAUGCCGAGCCAGUCAGGAAAACAGUGGCAGGUGAAAGGCAUGGAGAGACACCAUGCCGUCAGCUCCCAGUACCGCAUGUGCUCCUACUACCCACCUGCCUCCUACCUGGGACAGGGGGUUGGUGCUCCCAUGUGCCUCCCCCAAAUCCUGACCUCUGAGGACAUCCCCUCCUCCUCGGAGUCAAAAGCGAGAGCUACAAGUCCCAGUCUGAGUAUCUCGUACUUUUUAUCAGCAUUGCACCUACUCACUGCACCUUGCUUGACUUCAGUGACUGUUGACUGCAGUGGAGGUCUGUUCAAUAAAGCAGUCCAGGUCUGGAUACAGAAGGAACAGUCUUACCUGCUCCAGACACUGAAGAAAUGUGAUUUUUCCUUGGACUCCACCAAAACCCUGCUUAAACACUAAAAAGGAAAGGAAGGAAACACACCAUUAGGAAUUUCCUGGUAUGUUCUCACAGAACAAAGUUUGGCUCUUGGAAGUUUGGCAGAAAGAAGUUUGGCUCUUGGAAGCCACAAGGAUCGUUUCUGAUUCUGCAACGCUUCUUGGUUUCAGGGUUGGUGGGCUAGAAAAAGUAAAAAUCUAAACAGUUGCUGUCAACUGCAGGUUAUGUAAGUGCAAUUCCAACCUGUUCUAAGAGCAGAUCAGUGCACUAGUUAUUUCAGACAUGGAGAUGUUGGAGACCUGUUUGGCUGUUUUGUGCAUUUGACCACACAGCAAAGGAACACAUGAUGCUGCAGACUGGAUCGCUCUUUUUGUGUCGUUGAAACAAUUAGCAGCAUUUGCAGGAUGUAUAAAAACUGUUGGAAGAUGCCUUGACUACGUUGUCUUGCCCUCAUCUCUAAGCAUUGUGUUCUUUUUUAGCUGGGAAAAAAUGUAAUAUAGGGUUAAUAUCCCUGGAGUUAAAAAAUUUAUGUUAGAUCUAAAAGACAAUAAUAGGGUCUGCUUUGGCAGAGUGGUGUUGGAGCCUUAGUCAUCCCUUAUAUGCAUCAAAGGAGACACUUGCAUUAAAUCAAGGAGUUGGGUUCUGUAAUAUCAAAAAUGGUCAAAACUCCCUGAAAGGAAUGGAAAUUGCUGUUUCAUCUAUGCAUGAGUUAAGUGGGUGAAAAUGGUGGGUGUG
Cyanistes caeruleus (blue tit) is the source of this 2885-nucleotide messenger RNA. NCBI's taxonomy places the organism in Eukaryota, Metazoa, Chordata, Aves, Passeriformes, Paridae. The record is from RefSeq and is a predicted model, not a curated record.